AUGGAAACGAUGUAAUGGCGCAUUUGUCAAUAUUAAUAAUGGAGAUUGUCUGCUGGUAUUAUUAGGAAAAGUUGAAGUGACGUGCUCCAUCGUUUGAAUAUUCGAUUCUCAUCGCACAUGCAUUUACAUUCUUUUGUGAACGGAGUAAGUAUUCUCUUGAGACAGAGAUAAGCGAGAGAAGACCUAAUGGUAAUUUGCAAAUAUUUGACAUGGAGGCUAAUGUUACGCCGGUAAAUGCGGAAGUUAAAAAAAAAUCAUCAAAAUUUGGUAUUGCUCUGGCUACUCUUACAGGUGGAAUUGGAUUAGCAAUUUCUGUUAUUACCAUCCCAUUUAUUACCCCAGCAUUUAGAAAAAUAUGUUUGCCAUACGUCCCGUCAACCACAGAUCAAAUAAAAAAUAUUAUCCUUGCCUUAAAGGGACGUUCGGGAUCAGUUUUAGACGUAGGUAGCGGAGAUGGAAGGAUCGUCAUAGCUGCAGCAAAAGCUGGAUUUCAAGCUGAUGGGAUAGAACUUAAUCCGUGGCUGGUAUAUUUUUCUAAAUUAUCUGCUAUUAAUCAUGGUGUUUCAUCAAAGACGUUAUUUCUUAGGAAAAAUUUAUGGAAAUAUAAUUUAGAAAAGUAUGAUAAUAUAGUUAUAUUUGUGGUCACGGAGAUGAUAGAAGAUUUAAUAGCAAAAUUUCAGUCGGAAUUGAAACCAAAUUGUUCGAUUAUAGUUUGUCGAUUUCCACUUCAAAAUUACAAACCAAUUUCAACAAUUGGCGAAGGACUGGAUACAGUUUGGGUAUACAAAACGCCCUUAAUGAAUAAUCUGUAAGAUAACUUUUUCUAUUGACA
This is a messenger RNA of Ceratosolen solmsi marchali, 832 nucleotides long. RefSeq names its product protein FAM173B. Gene Ontology annotation, biological process: regulation of mitochondrial ATP synthesis coupled proton transport; positive regulation of proton-transporting ATP synthase activity, rotational mechanism; peptidyl-lysine trimethylation. The transcript is spliced from 4 exons. Lineage: Eukaryota; Metazoa; Arthropoda; Insecta; Hymenoptera; Agaonidae. Gene Ontology annotation, molecular function: protein-lysine N-methyltransferase activity. Gene Ontology annotation, cellular component: mitochondrion. The record is from RefSeq and is a predicted model, not a curated record. The coding region runs from base 210 to 812 and encodes 200 amino acids.